Leguminivora glycinivorella is the source of this 1423-nucleotide messenger RNA. RefSeq names its product serine protease inhibitor dipetalogastin-like. Bases 56 to 1354 code for a protein of 432 amino acids. The transcript has 2 exons. NCBI's taxonomy places the organism in Eukaryota, Metazoa, Arthropoda, Insecta, Lepidoptera, Tortricidae. The record is from RefSeq and is a predicted model, not a curated record. Gene Ontology annotation, molecular function: protein binding.
UAUAAAUAUUGUAAAAAUAAAGGAUUUAAAUCAGUUGUUCUCAACCCAGCUCGACAUGAAGCUCUUUACAGGUAUCUGUAUGUUGGUGGCCAACCUGAUGACUGCGUUGGGAACUGAUGUACCGACGCCUUCCCCUACGAAUUUGUAUGCCGAGUGCAAUUACCAAUGCCCAGUUGUAUCUCCGGUCUGCGGAACUGACGGAAACACCUACUCUAGCUUGUGCUAUUUGGAAUGUGUCAAGAGAAAACAAUCUCAAGGAGGCCAAGUAUCUGUGAGAAUCACAGUCAGUUCCUCUGGACGCUGCCCCGAGCAACCCUGCAUAUGCCCUGCUGUAGUAGAUCCAGUUUGUGGAACCAACGGAUGGACUUAUCCUAAUAGAUGCCAGCUGGAGUGCGACAGCGCAAGGCAUCAGAGAUAUGGCUAUCCACCUAUCUAUGUGAAGAGCUUAGGCAAGUGCCCUGGAUCAGAUUGUGGAUGUGCUGAAUAUGAACAGCUGGUAUGCGGUACCGAUGGACGCACCUAUGGAAAUCCUUGCAAACUCAACUGUGAAAGCAAGACGCAACAAGAGCUUGGGAACCCGCCGAUCUUCAUCGCCAACUACGGUCGUUGCCCAAAUCUACUAUGCAAUUGUCCAUUAAUAAUUUCUCCUGUAUGUGGUACGAAUGGUCGAACCUUCAGGAAUACUUGUUUCUUAGAAUGUGCCAGCAGGCAAAGUACAAACAGUGGUGGACCACCAAUUUACGUCCAGAAAUAUGGCGUGUGUGUCAUAGAAAAAUGUGUUUGUCCACAUAUUCUAAAACCGGUUUGUGCUAGCAAUGGAAAUACGUACGACAAUGAGUGCAUAUUGCAGUGUCAAAACAAUAUUCGGUUUGCUUUAGGACAACCACCUUUAGCCAAGCUCUACGAUGGACCUUGUAAAGACUGUAUUUGUCCAAAGAACUAUGAUCCAGUGUGCGGAAGCGACGGAAAAACCUAUGGAAACUUGUGUUUACUAAACUGCGAGAACCAAAGACGCGAGCACCUUAAUUUACCACCUUUGAAUUACACCAAGGGUGCAUGUGGUUGCAUGUGUCCAUAUAUCUGGAAGCCUGUGUGUGCCAGCGACUUCAAAACGUAUCCGAGCAAGUGUGUUUUAGGUUGUGAGAAUCGGCGCCGUGUUCACGAUGGCCUCCCAGCACUGCACAUAAUCCGGAAUGGGGCAUGUGGUUGUUAUUGUAAUCCCAACUUCAAGCUCGAGAUCUGCGGCUCUGACAGACGCACUUACUUUAACAUCUGCUGGUUUAAUUGCGCCAAUUUCUAUCUUAUUCGUAACGGCUGGCCAGCUAUCACCAUUAUUAAAAAUGGCCCCUGUUAAACUUUCAUGGAAUACCAGAAUUUGUUUUGUUUUAGCAACAAAAUUUUACAAAAGCUGCUUAAAUAAAUC